ACCCCGCCGCCGCGCCGUAGGUCGGGCUGCACGCCGCCGGCUGCCAUGGCGGACGUGUCCGAGCGGACGCUGCAGCUGUCUGUGCUGGUGGCCUUCGCGUCCGGAGUGCUCGUGGGCUGGCAGGCGAACCGGCUGCGGAGGCGCUACCUGGACUGGAGGAAGCGGAGGCUGCAGGACAAGCUGGCGACGACUCAGAAAAAGCUGGACCUGGCUUGAGACCCCGCGCUGUCGGCCCCCGCCGGCCCGCGCGCCCACCUCGCCUGGUCCACGCGGGGGCUCCGGCCCGGCCUCGGCAUGAGCCGCGCUAGCCUCAUCCGCCUGCCGCGCCUUGAUCUUUUUGGAGUCGGUGAGCAUUUGUCGAAGAUGGAUAUAGAGCACUGGACAGAUCUAAUUUCUCCUUGCACUUUAUGAGUCAAUUUUAUUUUUAAAAUAAAAAAAAAUUUAAAUA
This is a messenger RNA of Mirounga angustirostris (Northern elephant seal), 448 nucleotides long. RefSeq names its product mitoregulin (gene MTLN). Bases 46 to 216 code for a protein of 56 amino acids. Gene Ontology annotation, cellular component: mitochondrial inner membrane. The transcript is spliced from 2 exons. The record is from RefSeq and is a predicted model, not a curated record. Gene Ontology annotation, biological process: positive regulation of mitochondrial membrane potential. NCBI's taxonomy places the organism in Eukaryota, Metazoa, Chordata, Mammalia, Carnivora, Phocidae.